This is a messenger RNA of Mollisia scopiformis, 1944 nucleotides long. RefSeq lists its product as uncharacterized. The record is from RefSeq and is a predicted model, not a curated record. Bases 365 to 1831 code for a protein of 488 amino acids. The transcript has 2 exons. NCBI's taxonomy places the organism in Eukaryota, Fungi, Ascomycota, Leotiomycetes, Helotiales, Mollisiaceae.
AAGGAUGCCUCCAGAGUUAAGGAGCCCCACCUUUCAGCUGUCAGGCUAGCCGUUUUUAGACCUUCGAUCCUCGAAGCAGGCUACAAGGCAUCAAUAUAUAGCGUAAUGUGAUUAUAUAGAGAUAAAAUGUCUGUCGGUAAUCGGAUACUUCAUAGCCUCAUAAGAUCCUUUUCAAGUUAGCCAAAAAGUAUUCGAGUAGUAAGGAGCAUCAGGAACUCAAAUUCCCAUAAUUGCUUUUCUCAGCCUCAAAUACCCCUUCUCCAAAAAGAAACAACUCCCCAAAAAGCCACGAUCCCUCUCCCCAAAAAAUCAAUCACUUCCCUCCCACCUUCCUAAAAAUGCAUCCCUCCUCCCAUCCUUCCAAAUGGCUACCCGCCUCUCUCCCCGCAUCAGCCGUCGCUAUGGAUCCCUCGCAGCAUUCUUAUUAUUAUUAUUCUCAGUCUGGCUCUGGGUAGCCGUCGACCGACCCUACAAUUUCCCUAGCCACAUCGGAUGGAACAUCUAUUCUAAUUCUCCUCAAUCAGACGUUGUCUCCGAGGAUAUUUUCGAUUACCCACCAGUGCACUCGUCUGCCAUCAAAGCCGUAUGUGCCGCCACACAAUGGAACGAGAGUCUGGUCUUCACUUGCGAUGAUAAUGUGGGAGGAAUUGGGCAUGUUCGGAAUAGCAUCUUGAACUGUGUCCGCUUCUCGAUCGCUGCUGGAGCGGGUCUGGUCUUGCCCAGGAUCAGUGUCAGGAAUGACUCCGAUAUUUCAAUCAUACACACUGGUUCCCUGACAAAUAUGGCAUAUUUAUUCGACACUAGGCAUUUUAUCGACUCGAUCAGCCUUUCUUGUCCGGGCUUGACGUUAUAUCCCGAGUUGGAUGAUUUCAAGAAGAUUAAUAAUGCGAACAAUCCGAUACGCUUGAGUCCGCAGGCGUUGGGUGUCAAGUUUCCGAAGACGGGAAUGGAGGAUCCGAAGAAGUUUGCAACCGCGAUGCCCAAAGCUGGGAUGGACAAGCCGGAGAAAUGGGGAGAGUUGUUUCAUGAGUGGUAUGCGGAUAUUGGAGAGCAGUACCAAUUCAUUGGUACAACGAAGGGACCUAUAUUCAUCGCUUUGUUGCGAUCAUACCUGACAUGGCCAAUUCUAAGUGAUGGGCAGGCAUUCUCGACACAAUUUGGAAAGAUAUUGAAGCUGAGAGCCGAUGCGAGGAGUUUGGCAACAAAGGUGGUGAAGAAUAUGGCAGAGAAGCACAAGUUUGCUGCAAACGUUCAUGCUCCGAUACUAGAGAAUUCUUUUUGGGGUGUCCAUUUGAGGACUGAGAGUGAUGCACUUGAAAGCCUCCCAGAAGUCUCAAAGGACAGACUAUAUCCGACUUAUGCCAUGCAGACAAAGCUCUAUCUCGACUUUAUGACGCAGGAGAGGAACAGUGUGAAUUCAAGCUUGGUAUAUGUCGCUUCAGGCGAUCCAGCACAGGUAGCAAAUUUCUGGAAAGAUGCUAAAGUGAUGAAUUGGACGGUGACCACCAAAGUAGGAUUACUGAGGGGGAAGGAUUUAGCGGAGUUGAACGAUUUGACUUGGGACCAGCAGGCAUUGGUGGAUUUCAUGGUCUUGGCCAAAGCGAGUCGUUUCUUGGGCGUGGGACAUUCUGGCUUCGACUGGGCAUUGACAGGGAGAAGAACAGUUUCGUUGUCGAAUAAGAAUGGGACGAAGAUCGACAGUGCAAGGAAAGAUGACAACAAGGAGAUCAAGAAAGUAGCGGUGGCAGAGGUUGGAGAGAGCGCAUUCUUGAACCAGCUCUUUGGGGCUAAAGGAGAAGUCAAAGCAUACAAAACAUGUUUGUGGCCUUGAGCCUUGAUGGAAAGAUACAAAUAUGUACGUAUCAUCAAGUGGAUAAUUUAUUCGUAUAUCAAUGCAAUGCUUAAGCAGGGCAUGUUUAGACUGCCCGUACUUCAAGUACAUAU